UCUAAAGUUUUGGCGGCACUUGAAGUAACUCUCUAGUCAUGUCGGUUAACGCUGCUAGCAUGCUUACCCUCGGUGGAGAAAGGACGAGCGGCGAAUCUGUUCGCAAACAGAAUGUUCUCGCUGCUUGCUCAAUUGCUAACAUCGUUAAGACCAGCCUAGGUCCUGUCGGUCUUGAUAAAAUGCUGGUAGAUGACGUUGGAGACGUGACAAUCACUAACGAUGGGGCUACUAUUUUGAAGUUACUUGACGUUGAGCAUCCUGCAGCAAAAAUUCUUGUUCAGCUCGCGCAAUUACAAGAUGAAGAGGUUGGGGAUGGGACAACAUCUGUUGUAAUUUUGGCUGCUGCACUGCUCAAGAAUGCAGACGAACUGAUUUCUCGUUUUGUUCAUCCUACCAUAGUAAUCAAUGGUUAUCGGUUGGCCUGUCGAGAAGCUUGUAAGUACAUACAAGAACACAUGGCGUAUGAUGUAAAUAAGUUGGGUAAGGCUGGGUUAAUAAAUGUGGCACGAACCGCUAUGUCAAGCAAACUUAUCAAUUUAGAUGCUGAAAUGUUUUCACAAAUGGCUGUGGAUGCACUUAUGGCUGUUGAAGUCUCUGGAGGUCCCAAAGGUCCUGUUUAUCCCAUAAAAGCAGUUAACAUUCUGAAAGCCCACGGACGAUCAAUGUCAGAGAGCAUGUUGAUAGAUGGUUAUGCUCUGAAUUGCACAGUUGCCAGUCAACAGAUGCCUCGAACGAUAAAAAAGGCGAAAAUUGCCUUUCUGGAUUUCAGCUUACAAAAAGUUAAAAUGAAACUGGGAGUUCAAGUUGUGGUUAAGGAUCCUGCCCAACUGGAAGCUAUCCGUCAACGCGAAGCUGAUAUCACAAAAGAACGUAUACAAAAGAUUCUUAAUGCUGGUGCUAAUGUCAUUCUUACAACUGGUGGAAUCGACGAUUUAUGCAUGAAGUAUUUUGUUGAAGUUAAUGCUAUGGCUGUACGUCGAUGCAAAAAAGUUGAUCUGAAAAAUAUGGCAAAAGCAACUGGAGGUCAGCUUAUUGUUAGCUUAGCAGAUAUGGAAGGUGAUGAAGUUUUCGAUCCAACGAAGUUAGGAAAUGCAGAGGAGGUAUCUCAAGAACGCAUAUGUGAUGACGAAUUAAUUAUACUGAGAGGUCCUAAAGUUCAUCCAUCGGCAAGUAUCAUUUUACGAGGUGCAAAUGACUUUUAUGUCGAUGAAAUGGAACGAUCUCUACAUGAUGCACUUCUGGUGGUCAAACGAGUUCUGGAAAGCAAACGCAUUGUACCUGGUGCUGGAGCUUGUGAAACAGCAGUCUCAAUCUAUCUGGAAAAUUAUGCUUUAACCUUAAGUUCACGUGAACAGCUAGCUAUUGCUGAAUUCGCUCGAGCUAUGCUUUCUAUUCCGAAACAGUUGGCUGUGAAUGCUGGUGUCGAUUCAACUGAACUAGUUGCACGUCUACGAUCUUGUCACAAUUCAAGUCAAAGUAAACCUGACCAAGCUCAUUACAAGUGGUGGGGAUUGGACUUAAAUAGUCAAUAUGUGGCUGACUGCAAAGAAUUAGGUGUUUUUGAACCACUUGUUUCUAAAAUUAAAAGUUUAAAAUUUGCUACUGAAGCCGCUAUCACUAUUCUACGAAUUGAUGAUUUGAUUAAAUUAAAAGAAGAGAAACAACCUGAUCAUGAUGGUGACGAGUGUGGUUAUUAAUUGAAUUCGAUUCCGGUCAAUAUAUUUCUAUCGUUUGUUGGAAGAAAUAUAUGUGUUACAUAAUUUUAGAAUGUUUUAUGCUAAUUUGAAAUCAUCAGUAAAAGGUUAUGGAGAUUGUUGAGCGUAGAUUAAUAUCAUAAAUGAAUCAAUGUUAGACCACCAUUUAAAAUCUGGAAGCAAUGUACGUCCAAUCACUGUGCCAAAUAGGACAACAAGCUUCCUUAGCUAGGACUCUAGAAUCUCACGCCAUCGAUGUGUGCUGCGUCUCCGAAACGCGCAUACAGGACCCGAGUAGUGUCAUUCAUUUGACCUCAUCAUGUCAAAAUAAAGAACCGACUCGAUUCACGCUUCGGGUAUCUGGAAGCCCUGAUUCUGCUUCCUGUGGCCUCUCCGGCGUAGGUAUAUCAUUGAGUCCUAGGGCAGAACUAGCUCUCUUAGAGUGGAUCCCAGUAGACAGUCGUUUGUGCGCUGUCCGACUGAACGGAACAGUAAGGAUCCGGAAAGAUAGGGACACUCGUCAUUGCUUCUUCGUCAUCUCUGCGUAUUCUCCCACUGACUGCAGCUCAGAUGAUGUGAAAGAUGAGUUUUACAGAAAGUUCUUCGACCUUCUCCGAAAAGCUAAGCGCUCUGAUGUAGUAAUAUUGGCUGGUGACUUUAAUGCUCAAGUAGGUAAACUAAGCGGUAGGGAAAGACACCGUUUGUUGCAGCUAUGCUCAGAUAACCACUUGUUCCUUGGAAAUACUAACUUUAAGCAAAAGGAAAAACAUGUUUUAACAUGGCGAUCCCGUAAUUCGUCCCAACGUUGGACCCAAAUAGAUCACAUCGCUAUCAGCCACCGAUGGAGGGGCUCGAUAGAAGACUGUCGCUCAUUCUGGAGCACAUGCCUAGAUUCAGAUCAUGCUCUAGUGCGAGCGCGUAUCUGUCUGCGUCUUACUGGACGUAGGAAAGGCGCUGCAAGGAAACCUCUUAGGGUCCUACUUAAUGAUAGCCAAGCUAAGAGUAUAUUUCAGGAACAACUAGAAAAACAGUUAGGCAGCCAUGUAUGUGAUGCCCACCCCGAGGCAGCAUGGAAUGAUAUCCGAAAAGCUGUGGAAACAGCAGUGAUAUCUGCUAGUACGGUAAACCAUAAGGUCAGCGAGCAACACUGGAUCUCAGCAGCAUCUACCACACUGAUAGAUGCUCGAAAACUCAUUCCACCUGGCUCUGAACAUAAUGAAGAGCGGGGUCAGCUUAAGCGCAAGCUGACAAGAAUUCUACGCAAUGAUCGUGAACAGUGGUGGGUAGCGAAAGCAAGAGAGAUGGAAAAGACAGUGGAAAUAGAUAAUAGCAGACAAUUGUUCAGAAUCGUUAAGGAAACCGGAAUCAGGAACCCGACCGUUAGCGAAACAAUCUCAGAGAAAGAUGAACAUAAUAUUCAUUCUCAAUCCGGGAGAUUUGAUCGACGGGGAGAACACUUUAGGGAUCAGUUCAACUGACCUUCAGCCACACUUCGGUUUCCCACGAUCUCCAGUCGACCUGAAUAGCAAGUAAAUGUAGGUCCUCCGACUCUUCAUGAAGUUGGUAAAGCUAUAGGAAAUCUGAAGCGAGAGAGAGCAGCAGGCCCUGACAGGUUUACUCCUGAGAUUUUUAAGGAUGAUGGUCCAGUAUUAGCAGUGGGAUUAACUGACCACUCAAAGCAACAAUGCAAGCAUAUUCGGCAUAUGAUUCUCCCUCGAAAUGCAAAAUGUUGCUUCAGGAUUGGGUUGCAUUGACACCCGAACUAAUGAUAGGGAGUGAAGUAAUUGAGCGUGUCGAUCGCUUCACUUACCUUGGGAGUGUCAUCAGCCCUUGUGGUCUGGUGUGUGACGAAAUCUCAGCACGGAUACAGAAGGCUCGACUAGCUUUUACCUACUUGCGUCAUUUAUGGCGUAGACGAGGUAUCCGUCUACCAACCAAAGGACGUGUUUACUGCGCAGCAGUUCGUUCCGUCCUACUCUAUGGCAGUGAAAUAUGGCCGGUAAGAGUAGAGGAUAUUCGUAGGUUACUAGUAUUUGAUCAAAGGUGUCUUCGAAGCAUUGCUCGCAUAUCCUGGAACCAUCUAGUAAGUAACACAGUUGUUAGGAAACGGGUACUAGGUAAGGAUGGCAAAUCAAUUUAUGAAGUAGUGAAACUUAUCAGUUGAGAUGGCCAGGACAUGUGUUACGUACGCCCAACGACCGACUACCUCGACGUGCGAUGUUCGGUGGUAUAGGAGUAGGUUGGAAGAAAGCUAGGGGCGGCCAAACCAAAACAUGGCACAAGUUCAUGAAGUCACUGAAAAGUGGACUCAGCUAUGUUGGUAGGCGUAGACUACCUGGUUGGGGACCACGAGAUGAAAGCAACCGAUGGUUAGAGACCCUGAAUGACAUGGCUCGAAAUCGUUCGCAAUGCAGCAGGUGCAUCCACUCUCUGUUUUCUCCCAAAUUCUAAUCUUCUGAAUUCUUCAUGUCCCUUUCCUUUUUCUCUUUCCAAAUUUGUUUCACUGGAUUACACUCCUUGAAUAACAUCUUCAAACCCUAAUUUUUCCGAUUACUGCUUAUACUUUUACUACCUCUACCACUAUGAGAUUUGAAUGGAGAAUUUAUCUGUGUGCUAAUGUUGUAUGGCAAGUGGAACUGGUGCACCGACGUACGAAGUUCUACAUUGUUGCUGACUGACUGUCUGGGCUCCAUGAUCCUGAAGGAACAAAUAGCGUAUGAACCCAUUGUUGGUCACCGGCUACCAUUAGACUGCAUUUUUUAACGUUGUUCUACUGCCUUGCGAAUAAGAAAACCACCAGUUUCUGUUUGGGCACCCGGGUAGUAUCACGACCUACACACAAAUCAAGUGACUUGUGUUGCUCAUAUGCAUUCAGUACCGUUUUGUACUAAUAUUCAUGUAUUCAAACAAAUAAUCAAGGAGAAAAUUCGAUUCAUUGACUACUGAAAUAUUGACUUCCUUAUGCAUACAAAAACUAAAUCAUUUCGGGUACAUUUCAAGUAUUUUAUGUUUUACAAUAAAUGAGUUUAGACUGCUAAAUAGUUUUCAUAUGAAUAUCUGUGUAAAACAUUGGAGAUCUAAGUGAUUAUUGAUUAGAAAGUGUUUGUUGAUUCCUUUUUUUCCGUCCAUAAAUAAUAAAGUUUAAUGAAUAUUUAUAAAGAAAAUUAUCAUUAAUCCUGUGUAUUUUCACAUUGGUCCAUUAAAUCCAUGAUUUUGUCUUACUACAUUACUAGGCAUAUUCAUGUUAACUGUCAUUGUUUGAUAUGUUGGAGCGAAUGCACCGAAUGCACCACCCAUAUUCGGUGGUAUCAUACCAUAUCUAGCAUAAAUAGGAUGUCGAAUUGUUGAUGUUUGUUGUUGUUGUUGUUCAGCUUCUGCUGCGGCAGCGGCAGCUGCAGCUUCUUUAGCAGCUUUUUCAUCCAUCUCUUGUGCAAGUGCAGCUUCUCGUUCACGUCGUUUCCUACUACGUGAUUUACAUAACAUUAAUUUUUCAUGAUUAAUUAUACAGAAUGCAAUAAUUAUACCAAUGGUUAAUAAUAGUACAACAAUUAAUAAACAAGCUGAUAAUACAGAAGGUGGUAAAUAUAUUUCUUCUUCCAUUGGAUUAUUGGUCUUUCUUCGUCUUGUCUGUAAUGUAUUUAUCGUUAAUCGACGAAAUGGGCAACGUUCUAAUGCUUGAUGUGAGCUAACUUUAUCCGAUGUAGUUGGUAAACCCUAGUUUUGAAAAUAAAGGACGUUCAAUGUGUUAUGAAUGCAAAUGUAACCACAGUAAUAAUAAUUUAAGUCAAAAGGAAAAACACCAUUGUCGUACUCAAAUCAAUCACCUGUGAGUUGUUAUCUAGAUGCUUCAAUAAAUUUGAUAUUAUUAAGUUAAAGCCGACUAACGUUGACAUAGGUUUCGGAGUAAGUGGGACUCGUCAGCAAAGCUUAUUUGCUAUCGUAUAGAAAAUUAUGUAUUUUGGCAGAUUCUAACCGAUAUCACCUAGUAUUAAGAUUAGAUACUUAACAGCUGAACUGUUCGACUAACUGUUCAUUUCUGUAGCGUUGAGAUGCUCACGCUGAUUGACCACCGAUUUGUAUUGCUCGGUAUCGAUCUCUGUUUAUCAACUUGAGAUUUAUGCGUUAGUGAAAGUGGCAUGACAUUGGAGUUCACUGAGUUUGUUAUUGGAUAGUUAGGAGUAAGUGAAAAGUCAAUCCCCUAUUAAUAAAACAGUAUGGUACUAUGAUGCUCUUUGAUUGAUUAAAAAAGUCAAAUAACUGUUAUUCGAAAUUGUUUAACAUAACUUGGGUCGAUUAAAGUUAGACAUUAACACCAUUGGAUGCUGGUUAAGUUGUCUACAGGUUGGGCGUUCGCGCGCGAGACCGAAGGUUCUGGGUUCGAGUAGUGGAUGCGCACUACUGAGGAGUCUCAUACUAUGGCGAGACGGUCGUCCAGUGCUUCUAGGUUUCCAAUAGUAGUCUAGCUUAAAUUGACUCAUAAAUUCAACUAUUAGCAUAACUUGAAUUUAGACGAGAAGUAAAUCAUUCACCAGCUACUGUUAUGAAUUAUGAAUAAAUAAUUGUGUUCACUUUGUAAAACGAUAGAGAAAUAAAAGUUUGUCAACAAAUGUGUAAUUACGACCUGAUUUGUUCUUAGGUAAGGUAGGAUUAGUUACCUCUCACAUUCUCUGUUCUCAAUGUGCUUACAAAUUUCAUUAUAAUUAGUAACAAUACACUAUCUCAUCAAUUGGUAUUCUGGCUUGUGAAUAUUCUCGACUAAACUAAAAAUAUUGACAGGAGAAUUGGCCUGCUUAAACACUCAGUAAACGGAAUAUCAUCUAUUGGAGUAAAAUGGAGAGGAAUUGAUGUCUACAAUAACAUUCAUGUCUCCCAUUGUCACAGUUAGUUAGUACUUUAUCCUACUGAGAUGUUUAAAUCAUAACUAUUAUCUUUCCAUUAAAUUCAACAAACUAUUUUGCAAUGAAGAAUAUUUGUAGCUCAGGAUGAGAAUUUAAAAGGUGUUUUAUACUUUGAGCAGAGCUAGUCAAUUAUGGAGAAAUUUUAGUAACUCACUUCUUUUGAAAAAAAUGAGCUGAUGAUAUUGCAAAGAAAGCCAGUGAAAGCUUGACAAUUCAACUAUCCAGCCCAAGGAACAGAAUACUCUAGAAAACAAUCUAUUUAGUUGCAUUAUAAGCAGAGAUGAAUGGUGGCUAGCCGUGGAAUCCAGGAUGUAUAUUUCAUUUUAUUUAGGGUUCGUCAGUUAUAUAUAUACAUCCUAGAGUUGAUGUUCCAGCAGAAAUGAUUGAUCAAUUGCAAUCCUUAACAUCAUUUGAUAAAUUCAAAUAAUCAACACAAACUGCGCGAGACUGAUAGGCCCUGGGUUCAAAUCUCGCGGGGUGCGGGAUCGUGGAUGCGCACUGCUGAAGAGUCCCAUACUAGGACGGAACGGCCGUCCAGUGCUUCCAGGUUUUCCAUGGUGGUCCAGCUUCAAUUGACUCAUGACUUCAACCAGUGAAAUUUCUAAAAUCUCCACAAAACCCAUUCUCACAAAUAAAUAGAUUACUAAAUAGUUCAAUGAUAACAACAGAAAUAAUUAACUUACACUUGGUGAAAAUUGACAAUCUACAUUUGAUGUAAUAUUAGCUGGUUUAUGUUGAACAAUAAAUGGACAUGAUUGAACUUCUUCAUCACUUUGAAAUUCUGUUAUAUGAUGAAUAUCAAGUGGUUUUGGUGGUAAACGUUCUCUUUUUAAUCCAGUUAAUGAACGAAAUACAACUUGUGUUAAUUUAUUACUAGCAAAACGUUCAGUAUCUUCAAA
Molecule: messenger RNA, 7491 nt
Organism: Schistosoma haematobium
Lineage: Eukaryota; Metazoa; Platyhelminthes; Trematoda; Strigeidida; Schistosomatidae
Product: T-complex protein 1 subunit alpha
Exons: 7
Coding region: 39-1697 (552 amino acids)
Biological process (GO): protein folding
Cellular component (GO): chaperonin-containing T-complex
Molecular function (GO): ATP hydrolysis activity; ATP-dependent protein folding chaperone; ATP binding
Source: RefSeq, a predicted model, not a curated record